AUGAACGAAACAUCCCUGGCGCUGAAAGCAACGGCGGCGAGCACUACUACUGGACCAUCAGGCUCGCUGCAAGAUUCUCACCGCACAGCCAGCAGUAGACACGCGCAGGUCCAGGCUCAGGCGCAGGCUCAGGCGCAGGCUCAGGCUCAGGCUCAGGCUCAGGCCCAAACUCAUCAGACUCCACGCGCUCCCAACCCGGCGAAAAAGGUCACGGCGAACGAAAAGGAUGAGCUGCACUUGGCCAUAAGCGCUCAGGUUGUAGCAGAGGCGGCUGUCAAGGCUUCUGCGGCAGCGAGCACCUCUCCUCCGAGCUCGCCAACGAUAAUGCAAAGCUCCAAGCCGGCCACUCGACCAGAUCGCGGACCUAUAAUGGCGCAUCGCACCGCCUCCAUCGAUUCCACUGUAUCGUCCAUAUCCUCAGCAUCGACAUCGCAAAGACCCAAUCAAGUAAACGCGCUUCGCGUCGCGCAAGACAACCAAGGACCACAAGAUGCACCUGCGCUCAUCGCUGCGGCAGGCUCCGCAGAAGAGGCCCUGAAGAAAGUGUUGGCAGAGAAGCAGCAGGCGGCUAACCAUAAUGCGCAGCUAUGGCGCUUAGUCGAGAAGCAGAGAGCCAUGAUCUUGGGGCUGAACAAAGAUUUGGAGAAAUCUUUAAAGGAAAAAGAGAGAUACAGGCGGAAGCUAAAAGAGUCGCUCCAGAGCUCGACUUCUGCGCCGACGCUGAUAACAUCAACGGAUCAGAUACUGAGAGGCGACUCGAGGGAAACGAGCCUGUCGCCGUCACAACUGGUGCCGGGCUCAGAGGCGGCCGCCCGAGACAUUAGUGUAGAUACCCGAAAGACCAGCGACACGUCAGGCUCCUUGCCGAGCGGUUUUGGACGCUCAGAUACCCCUCAGGACGCGACGAAUGCGCCCUCAUCAGGCUUGCCUGCAACGCCGCAUCCGAAGGCGAGCCAGCGUGCAGGGCACCAGAAGAAUGCAUCCACUUCCUCCUUCCAGACGAGCCCGCCUCCUUCCGCGCAUAGCUUCUCGAGCCCCAAGACGAGGAAGGCACCUCCCGCGCCGCUAAAGCUGGACCCACCCAGACCCGAGCCGAGCAUGAUCAAUAACAUUGUCGAUGCAUCCGACUCGGAAUAUGAGGAUGAUCCGGAAAGCGCGCGGUCGGAGUACAUGGAGCGUGGACGUAGAAAGACGCGCGAGGAAGACGACCGCGAGCGAGAGGUCUUGGCGCAACGAGAGGCAGAGCAGCGGAGUCGCUCCAAGAAGGAAAAGAAAAGCAAGAGUCGGCCGGCGGAGCAGAAGACGGACACGUACGAGGCCGCCGCUGUAUCACAGUUCGCAGUGGCGGAGCUGCCUGCGCCGGACGCCGCCCAUCCUCAACCCUCCAUCUUUUCUCCUACCGCCAACCCGGCUGAAAUCGCACGCAAUCGCGCCGUUUCAGAUGCUGCAAACGCGAACGCCAUGCCGCGCACCCUCACAGCGCCGUCUGCCUUACUCAGUCCUGGCUUGCCCAUGAGUCCGCGGCCAGGUGACCGACCACUCAAUUCGCCCAUGCCACGUGCGGCGGCGACUGCAUCUGCAGCAAACUCAAUGCCCAUGUCUCCGAGAUCUGGCAUGGGCCGCAUGGCAGGUCUACCCCUGUCACCGCGACAGCCAAGACAAGCUAUCCCACUACCUCCACAGACACCCAUGGCCAUGAUGUCGCCUCACCUGGACCGAGCCAAGGCAUACAACGUUCAGCAACAAGCCACGUCACAAGCUCAGCCAACAUCUUAUACAGUCGAGCGACUGAAGCCGACAAACGAUGCGAGUAGUUCCGAUCACGAGCGACCAUCGAUGUCGAGCGACCAUUCAUCUGCCUACACUCCUAGUGAGGUCUACAAAGGCCUCGCCACGGAACAGUACCCAGAUCUACUAUUGCCUCCCAAUGCGCUGCCGUCGAUUAUGAUCAGGACGGCUUCCUCGCGCAUGAUCCGCUCGCGUGCUAGCAUGAUACUGCCGCUCAAGCAAGGCGACGAGAACCCUGUGCUUACGAUUGGAGUAUAUGCCCGAUCGGACAAUAAGGAGCUGUGGCGUGUGGAGAAGACUUAUGCAGCACUUGCCGGUCUGGACCACGAAAUAAAGUCACUGUGUCGGGUGCACGAUCGUCUCCCCGAGAAGGCUCUCUUCACAGGCCACGCACCUGCCAAGAUUGAUGCUCGCAGGACGGCACUCAACCAUUACUUUGAGAAAAUGCUUGACUCGGUGAUAGAAGAAAAGGCGGCUCGAAUUGUAUGCAGAUUCUUGUCGACUGAUGCUUUUGGCGCGGAAAGUGGCGACCAUUUCAAUGCUAGAAAUGAGGACUCGACCAGGCCAGAUACGCCAGUUACGCCAGCCUCAAAGUUCCGACCGAACAUGGCAGGCUACUUGACCAAGCGCGGGAAGAAUUUUGGUGGUUGGAAGGCACGAUAUUUCGUUUUGGAUGGGCCAAAUCUGAAAUACUUUGAAGGUCCUGGUGGAGCUCAUCUCGGAUCGAUCAAGCUCCAAAAUGCGCAGAUUGGAAAGCAAUCUGUUAACCAUAAUCAGAGCUCGCAUGAGGACGAGGACAACCAAUUCCGCCAUGCAUUCCUGGUUCUUGAGCCAAAGAAGAAAGACUCCACCAGCCUCGUCCGACAUGUGCUUUGUGCGGAGAGCGAUGAUGAGCGCGACUUGUGGGUGGAUGCCUUGCUCCAUUAUGUUGACUUCAAAGACGAAGAAGAAUCUCAGCAACCUGGCAGGCAGGCACAAAUUUUCAAGACCGAGAUCAGCCUACCACGUAGUCCGCGGUUGCAAAAGUCAAUGAACGAUCUCCGGCCAGGGAGCAGCAAAGACGUCACAAUGGACUCACUCCGAGCAGUGGGAUAUGGCGACACCGUCGCCGGUGAUGCUCCUGUCAUGGGACCUCCAGCGACGCCAAGAGUUACUCAAACCCCAUCGCCUCCAUACGACAAGCUCACAAGCGGUGCUGACCCUACGAAUGCCUCUCACCCUCUCAUUUCUGGCCCGACCAACUUACAGGUCAUUCAGAACACGGGCGACUGGGGCAUGAAGGUGCCGCCGACUCCCGGGCGGGACAAGAAGCGCAGCAUGUUUCAGAUACCUUUCACCAGAGGCCGUUCUUCAUCUGAUCUGGAUUCAAAAGACUCUGCAAAGACGUCUACGGAUCGAGGAUAUGCUAGAGCUGUGUUCGGAGUGCCGCUUGCGGAGGCUGUGGAGUUCUCGCGUCCAGACGGCGUUGAUACUGAUUUGCCGUCAGUCGUCUAUCGAUGCAUUCAGUACCUCACGGCCAAGAAUGCAAUUGCCGAGGAGGGCAUUUUUCGACUUUCGGGCUCUAACACCGUGAUCAGAGCGCUCAAGGAUCGAUUCAAUAACGAGGGAGACGUCGAUCUGCUCAGCGAGGAAAAUUACUACGACGUUCACGCGGUGGCAAGUCUUUUAAAGCUGUACCUGCGAGAGCUGCCCGCCAGCAUUCUUACCCGGGAUUUACAUCUGGACUUCCUGCACUGCUUAGAGAUGCAUGGCGACGAGAAGAUUCCUGCGCUGAACUCUCUGGUCAACAAGCUGCCAACAGCGAAUCGCGCGCUUUUGAAAGCCAUGUCUUCCUUCAUGCUUUUGAUUGUGAACAAUGUUAAUGUCAACCGGAUGAAUGUUCGCAACCUUGGCGUUGUCUUUUCGCCCACGCUGAACCUGCCAGGGCCACUCAUCUCGCUUUUCGUUGAAGAGCAAGCACGCAUAUUUGAUGCCACACCGCCUGCUGCCGAUUCGCCAUCCUCGGUGUAUGAGACUCAGCCGCCUGAGAUGUCAUCAGGAGACCUGCGCUCUCCACGAAAGCAAAUGUUCCAAGACCUCCCGACGCCUGCAUACAACCAGACUCAUCUACAAUACCACAGGAAUGGGCGCGCCGACUCCGCGCGAUAUCAAGCAACGACGACGUGA
Messenger RNA from Pseudocercospora fijiensis CIRAD86, 3954 nucleotides. RefSeq lists its product as uncharacterized. Gene Ontology annotation, molecular function: phosphatidylinositol binding. The record is from RefSeq and is a predicted model, not a curated record. The transcript has 5 exons. Gene Ontology annotation, biological process: signal transduction; regulation of GTPase activity. Gene Ontology annotation, cellular component: cytoplasm. NCBI's taxonomy places the organism in Eukaryota, Fungi, Ascomycota, Dothideomycetes, Mycosphaerellales, Mycosphaerellaceae. Bases 1 to 3954 code for a protein of 1317 amino acids.